Molecule: messenger RNA, 5840 nt
Organism: Monodelphis domestica (gray short-tailed opossum)
Lineage: Eukaryota; Metazoa; Chordata; Mammalia; Didelphimorphia; Didelphidae
Gene: NIF3L1
Product: NGG1 interacting factor 3 like 1
Cellular component (GO): mitochondrion; cytoplasm
Source: RefSeq, a predicted model, not a curated record
CGGAAGUGGCUCCCAAGAGGGCGGGCGUAGUGAGAACUCGGCUCAGGUGAGGCCGCCGCCCGUAUUGUCGCGUUUAGUGUGGGGGUGGUGACGGGUUCUGUAUCUUGCGGGUACGGGUGCUUUCGGGGUGUCCUGAGGCUAAAUUGCAAAAUUUACUGGGAGGGGAGGAUCUUGGAGGCCGCCUAGUCGAAUUUUCAGCUGAGGCCAGGAGCUGUCCUAGGUUCCUGGGAGAGGGGCUCGGCCUACAGGGCCUUUCUAGACCUAAUUAAGAAAGGACGUAGAGCGUCCGCACGAAUCACGGAUGGGUCGGUAGAGAAGAGCUGCCGCCGCCGCCGCCACCGCCACCACCGGAGACUUUGCCCUAAAGGCCUUUAAAGUGGUUAUUGAUUUGUUAAAAUAGGCAUAAAUUAAGGGCAGACUCAGAUAGAGAACCAGGCCUGGAGACGGGAGGUCCUAGGUUCAAAUGUGACCUAUAGUCCCAGCAGACUAAUCAUUUAAACCUUAUUGCCUAAUCCUUACUUUUUCUUCUGGCUUGGAAGCAAUACACAGUACUGAUUCUAAGACGGAAGAUCUUGAGUUUCGCCUACUUUCUGCAUGUUGGCCUGUGUGGGCUUGGUCAGCAGGAAGUUCCAAGCUCCCCAGUCCUUGUUCAGCAGGAAGUUCCAAGCUCCCCAGUCCUUGUUCAGCAGGAAGUUCCAAGCUCUCCAGUCCUUGUUCAGCAGGAAGUUCCAAGCUCCCCAGUCCUUGGUCAGCAGGAAGUUCCAGGCUCCCCAGUCCUUGACCAGCAGGAAGUUCCAGGCUCCCCAGUCCUUGACCAGCAGGAAGUUCCAGGCUCCCCAGUCCUUGGUCAGUAAUCCUUCACGUCCUUUCAUGGAUCUGAAAACUCUCGUUGCAUCUUUGAAUGACUUUGCCUCACUUGCAUUUGCUGAAAACUGGGACAAUGUUGGAUUAUUGGUGGAGCCAAGUCCACCCCAUACCGUGAAGACACUUUUGCUAACAAAUGACCUGACCGAGGAAGUGAUGGAGGAGGCACUCCAGAGGAAAGCAGAUCUCAUUCUCUCCUAUCAUCCACCUAUUUUCCGACCACUCAAGCGCAUAACUUGGAAAACAUGGAAGGAGCGUCUGGUGAUCAGGGCUUUGGAGAAUAGAAUUGCUGUCUACUCUCCACAUACUGCCUAUGAUGCUUUACCCCAAGGAGUCAACAACUGGUUAGCAAAAGGGAUUGGAGUUUGUACCUCUCUUCCAAUACAUCCUUCAAAAGCUCCUAACUGUCCAACAACAGGAACUCAUCGAGUGGAGUUUAACAUAAAUGACACCCCAAGUAUGGACAAAUUUAUGUCUGCAGUGAAAGAGAUACCAGAAAUUUCGAUCACUACCUUAUCUGCUAGGAAUGAUGGAGAAGAACAAGUACGAGUCAGUCUGAACUGUACCCAGAAGUCAUUGCUGCGGGUGGUGGCUUUUCUCUCUGAAAAUAGCCAUCUUUAUCAGAAGACUGAGAUUCUGUCACUGGAGAAACCUCUGCUUCUGAAUACUGGGAUGGGAAGAUUAUGCACAUUGGUUGAAUCUGCCUCCCUGGCAACCAUGAUUGAACGAAUCAAAGGUCACCUAAAACUAGCCCACCUUCGCCUAGCUCUUGGAGUAGGGAGGACUUUAGAGUCUCCAAUCAAAGUAGUAGCCUUGUGUGCCGGUUCUGGGAGCAGUGUGCUUCAGGGUGUAGAAGCAGAUCUUUACCUUACAGGUGAGAUGUCACACCACGAUGUCCUUGAUGCUGCUGCCCAAGGGAUAAAUGUCAUUCUUUGUGAACACAGCAACACUGAACGAGGCUUCCUAUCAGAACUUCAAGACACUCUGACUGCUCACCUAGAGUAUAAAGUCAACAUUAUCCUGUCAGAAACAGACAGAGACCCUCUUCAGGUGGUAUGAAACAGGAAUAUCUGGGCUACUGCACUAUGUAAAAUCCAUCACAUCCUAAAGAGUUUAUACUCAGGAACAGAGUUGGUACACCUCAAAGUGGUAUUCCUUAUAAUGGUUCAUUUUUAUUUAGUUUCAUGAACUGACUAAAUUUAAUCCUUAAAGUGAAGAUUAAUGUGCUAAUAAUACACUAAACUGCUUUAUUACAACAAAAGAUGUUUGCUAAAAACUCAAUUAAAGAAUAUGAAAAUUGGCUUCAGAAAACAUUAUCAGGAGGUAGCUUCAAGUAAUCUAAUACUUGGCUACAUUGAUAUUGCUCAGUGUUAGUGUCAUUUAAUUAAAAUAUCCUAUACUAGAAAACUGUAAAUAUAAGCUUAUAGAGGGUAUGGAUGUGCUCCUUUGCACAAAACAAGUCAUCAUUUGAGGAAAUUAAAAUUAUUGUGUCAUUUGAUAAUUGCUCUUAUUCUAUAAUUGACCUGUUUCCCUAUUAUGUUGAGGAACAUUGCUCAGUUCUGGAGUUAAGCUCAAGAAUGUGAUCUUUCCUAGUCUGAAUUAGUUUAAAAGGGUGGUUGAAAGGCAAUGCAGCUAAGCCCCUGGGACAUCUGUUUGUUGUCUCUAAUCCCUAACCAGCUUAACUUGGUGUCAUCCUUCAAAAGUCAAGUGGUCUGUAGGCUUGACUUCCCCCAAGUAGGGAUUAAACCAGGUGGCUGUGGUCCCCUAACAAAGAUUACAAGAAGCAGAUGAUUUCCAUAAGACAAUUAACAUUUAAUAAUUGUCAAGAGAGGGGCAUGAUUAGCUCUACCUGGAUGCCAACCACUCCCCCUACCCCUUCCUGUGAGUAAAUAGAGGACCCCCCCCUUCCCCUUUACUGGGGUCGAUGGCCUUCCUAGGGUGGCCAAUCUGACCUGCUUUGUUAACAGUGAAUAAAGUGAUCAUGCUUGGAGAACAUACUUCAGUUUACUUUUAUUGUAUUUAUUUGCCACACCAUUAACCAAAAUUUAAGACACAAAUUUGUCAAUAUUUUUACUGUAUGGAAAUAUGAAGACUGUCUUGUUUUAGUGAAAAAAAUGUAUUAUUUUAGUACUAUGUAUUUUCAGUACAGACUGAAAAAAAAAUUUUAAACCAUUUGAACUGUGAAAAUUGCCACCACCUACAGUUGUUUUUCAGUUGUAUCUGACUCUAAGUAAUCCCAUUUGGGUUUUUCUUAGCAAAGAAAAAGUGGCUUGUCAUUUCCUUCUCCAGUUCAUUUUACAGAUAAGGAAACAGGCCAACAGAGUUAAUUGAUUUUUCUAAGGUCACACAGCUAGUAAAUGUCUGAGGCCAGAGUCUUCCUGACUCCAGGUCCAGUGUUCUGUCCACUAUACAGCCUCGCUGCCCCUCUACAGUAAGGCUCUCCUAAUCCCAACAGCCAGUCAAGAGAGGCCAGCAAGAACAAACUAUGGACAGACUUCCUUCCCUCACUUUUUCUUCCCUAUUGCCCAGUUUCCUACAGGUACUAUAUACCCAUCCAUCUCUUAUAGAAGCUAAUCCCUGCCAGGAAGAACAAAGAGUCUAUCUUCAUUCUGAUCCAUUACGCCUUUUCCCAUAGUUGCUGGGGCCUUGGCUUCUCUUGGCCUUCAUUGCUUGGAUGGCAAAAGCAGGGAAGUCACCAAUUACAAUCCUGAAAUGAAGAUGGUGGAUCACUGGGCUUUAACAACUGCCCUAUUGUGGCUCCCUUAAGCUACCAGACUUUUACUCUGUGUCUUGAAGCUAAACCUACUUUAUGCACAUUACCUGCCCCCAUUAAAAGGGAAGCUCCUUGGGCAGAACUUUUUGCUUUGUAACCCAGUACUCAGAGCUGCAUGACAGUAAGUAGUAAAUACCUUUCUGUCCUGGGCUAUUUUUGAAUGCUAAACCAGGCUGCUGAAUAGACCUAGAAGUUUCAACUCUAUUUACUGGGACCAUUCACUUCCACUGGACCCUUAGUCCUGCAAGGCCAACCUUUAGUUCCUCCCCUGUUGAUCCCUCUCUGUCCCGAGAGGCUUUUCCAGAUAUUUUGCCUCUCUUACCCUCAGCUGAGGAACCUGCCUCUUACAGGACUGAGAAAACAAGUCUUUUGAUAGUUCACUCCUUAUCUCUUCACCCCCAAAGCCUUGAUAUUACCUCCCACUGGCUUCCUUUUCCUCAGCCCCAGUAUUGUGGUGGCUUCUCUCCUCACCAAGGACAACCCCUCCCUGUCUGCUUGAUCCCAUCCCCUCCAGCUUUUCCCAGUAUAUUGCAAUUUCAAUCACUCCAUGGCCUCUUCUUAUCAGUUGGUUCCGGCCUUGCUGUCUUCAAACUUGCCCAAGUUUCCUUCAUCCUUAAAAAAAACUACUUUUCCCUGCCUCCCCUCAAGCUCUCCUUUUCGCAGCCAAACUCUCAAGAGGCUGCCUCCACUUCCUCUCUUCACCCCCUUUGUAAUCUGGCCAAUCUCUUCAUUAGUCUCCAUGUACCAAGCCUCUUCCCACACCAGUAUAUCUAAUAUACUGGUGCCAAAGGAACUUGAAUUAAGUGGAUCUGGCCGUGUCACUUCUCCACUUAACUCAAGUGGCACCCUAUUUCCUCUAAGAUAAAACAGAAACUCUCCCAUUUAGCUUUAAGCAUCUCACAACCUGGCCCAUUCAGUUUUUUUCCAGCCUCAGUGUAAGGUAUCCUCAGCCACUUUGCAGUCUAAUCAGAUGAUUUGGCCUGUCUGCUCACACAACUCCCAUCUCUCAUCUUCCUGCCUUUGUACUGGCCAUCCCAUGCCUUGAAGACAUUCUUUUCCCCCUUCCUCCAUCCCCACCAGUACAAAUUGCUAGUGCAGCCCCUCCCAAACCCCCUGUAUUUAAUGUCGUAUUUUCUUCUUUACAAUUAUUCUUACUAUACUUCUAUAUGUACUUCUAAGUGUGCAUACAUACCUAUAUACUUCUGAAUAUAUAUAUAUAUAUAUGUGUGUGUGUAUGUGUGUGUGCUUACCUUGCCCAUUAGAAUGUAAGAUCCUUGUAAGUAGAGAUUGUUUAAUCCUUGUACUUGUAUCCCCAGAGCCUGGCAAAGGCCUAACACGUAGUAAGCACUUAGUAGUUUUGAAUUGUAUUUGCUUUUUCCCAAAAGUUGUACAGAUGGCAGAAUAAUUAAGAAGGUCGUGUAGUGCACUGAAUUUCUAAGUAAACUCUAGGAAAUGCCUGGCAAAAGCCUAGCCAUUACCACAUUUUGAAUUCCAAGUAUCUGCAAUCUACAUUAAGAACAUGAUAUGCUCCACAAAGCCAACUUCAAAUUACAAAUUAUAUUUCAUAAGAAUUUUUCACUUUUCAAGUGGAGCAACUAGAGAAACAAAUUUGUUCUCCCUUUUCUAAACUAUUUAAUUGCUCUGUGAAAAAUGCCAAUAUGCAAGUGGCAUUGUUAAUGAUCAAAAAAAGGUACUAAAUGUAAAAUUUUCCCAAAUUAAUCCGACUCCACAAGAGUUAAUUCGUCCCCCAAGAAUUAGUACCAUCGCAAAUCACUGUUAGCUGAUGGGUGGUUGCUCAGACUGGACCUUCAAGAAUCAUUCUGUCUUCAAGAAUGCAGAAAGUACACGAAGUAGCAAAAAAGCAGAUAAAUGUUAUUUUCAAGGUUCUACUUUGCAGAAAAAAUCAACAUAUAACAGAGGUUCUUAACCUGGAGUCUUUGAACUUUUUUUCCUUCAUGAUAAAUGUAUUAGGUUUCCUUUUCAGGUAUUUUAUUGUAUGUAUUUAAAAAGAUUACUCUGAAAAGGGGUCUGUAGGCUUCAUCAGCCUACCAAAGGGGUCUGUGACCAAAAAUGAUUAAGAAUUCCUGAUUCAGAGUAAUGCUUAAGUAGAGUACUGGUCUUGUAACACAUUUUUAAAGUUUUAUAACUUUUCGUAAGUUUCCUUAUGAAUUUUUCCUGUAAUAAAAACAUUUAAGCAAAUCAA